GGCCUCCUCACCACCACAGCCACGAGGAGGAGAAGACGACGCGCCGCCGCCACAGCUCGCGUCGCGUCUGCGCUCUCCUAGCGCCGUGCGGGGGUUUAGCUAGGGUUUUCCGCUUGCGGCGGCGGCGGCCAUGGAAGGGGAGGAGAUUGGCCUCGUCCUCGCCCGCGCCUCCGACCUCCGCUCCAGGAUCUCCGCCUGCGUCGCCGCGGCCGGAGCCAGGGAGCCGCCGGAGGGCGAGGGCGAGGGCGGGGAGGCGGUGAAGCGGCUGUGCGAUGGGGAGGAGGGGGAGGAGGAGGAGGAGGUGGAGAGCCUGGUCGGUAUCAGCAACGCGCUCGAGUCGCUCGAGCGGCAGCUCGCCUCUCUGCAGGACCUCCAACACCAACAAAGAUAUGAACGAGAGACCAUUUUGAGCCAGAUUGAUCGCAGCCGAGGAUGUCUUCUUAACAAGCUCAAAGAAUACAAGGGGCAGGACUGUGAAGUAAUACAUGAGGCUGCUUCUUUUGCUGGUGAAAAAAUUGAACAUGAUGAUGGUCUCAUGCUACCUCCGUACUCAAAUCAUGUCACCAAUUCGUUUGUUCUUGAUGAUCUGUAUCCUCCAAGUUACUUGGCCAAGUUAAAGUGUAUGCACAACGGAUUGGGUUCUGGUGGGACUAACCAAGAUGUUACAAAGACAAACAGGCUGGAGAACAGGAAUGGUAGCAUGCCAAACGGCAAUUCACAAGGAGGAAUUAGAUCUUUUGUUGGAUGGCUUGCUAAAACUGCAGUAAUGGUUGUAGGUGCUGUAUCUAUCAUGAAGGCUGCUGGUUACGAGCCAGUGAUAGGAAGACACAGCAUAAAAUUGGAUAUGGCAGGUUUGUUCAGUAAGGAGGCAACCAGUGGAAAAGAUCAGGCUACUGUCCAAUGCCCUCCUGGUAAAGUAAUGGUUCUCGAAGAUGGCAGGGCUCACUGUGUUGUGAAGGAAAGAGUCGAGAUACCUUUCGACACCAACCUCGCCUCUCCAAAUGCAAGUUAUGGGUUAGGCUGAAAUUGGGCUUUUGUCAAUAUUAGGAUUUAGCUAGUCUUUGAGGCCCUUUAUAUGAUCUUCUGUAGAAUGUGCCGAGCACACUUGUCUAAAGAUUGAAGCCUAUGUAUUAUAUCUAUCUAUGAUCGUCCAUGUCUUGCUAAUUGCCCUCGUUGGUGAACUCCAUCAGUAUGCUGCUCAGUUGAUACCAGUAUUAUGUCAUCAGCAGUUUGGUUUCA
Messenger RNA from Oryza sativa Japonica Group (Japanese rice), 1239 nucleotides. RefSeq names its product plastid division protein PDV2. The record is from RefSeq and is a predicted model, not a curated record. Gene Ontology annotation, biological process: chloroplast fission. Lineage: Eukaryota; Viridiplantae; Streptophyta; Magnoliopsida; Poales; Poaceae.